Molecule: messenger RNA, 1392 nt
Organism: Macrosiphum euphorbiae (potato aphid)
Lineage: Eukaryota; Metazoa; Arthropoda; Insecta; Hemiptera; Aphididae
Source: the annotation of a GenBank genome assembly
AUGGCAGUCACAAAAAUAUGCUGUAUAGGCGCUGGAUAUGUGGGUGGGCCAACGUGCAGUGUAAUAGCAAUGCAGUGUCCUCACAUAAAAGUCACGGUUGUAGACAUAAGUGCUCAUCGUAUUUCCCAGUGGAACUCGGAAAAAUUGCCCAUCUACGAACCUGGACUCGAUGACAUUGUAAAAAAACGGAGAAAUGUAAACUUGUUCUUUUCUACAAACAUCGAAGAAGCUAUCCAAGAAGCAGAUUUAAUUUUCAUUUCUGUUAAUACCCCUACAAAGACAUUUGGAGUGGGAAAAGGACGUGCUGCUGACUUAAUGUACGUUGAAAAUUGCGCUAGGACUAUUGCCCAAGUCUCAACAAGUGAUAAAAUUGUAGUGGAAAAAAGUACAGUACCGGUCCGUGCAGCUGAGAGCAUUUUAAAAAUUUUAAGCGCUAAUCACAAGCCUAAUGUUAAAUUUCAAGUAUUAUCUAACCCCGAGUUCUUGUCUGAAGGCGUGGCUGUUGAAAACCUAUUAAAUGCAGAUAGAGUCCUUAUAGGUCACGAAGAGACCGCCGACGGUUUAUGGGCUUUCAAGGAGCUCAGCAAAGUAUAUUUGAACUGGAUACCCGAAGAAAAAAUCCUCAGGACCAACACUUGGUCUUCGGAACUAACCAAAUUGGGGGCUAAUGCAUUUCUAGCUCAGCGGAUUUCUAGCAUCAACUCAUUGUCUGUAAUGUGUGAAGUGACCGGUGCAGACGUCAGUGAGGUGGCUAAGGGCAUAGGUCUCGAUUCCAGAAUUGGGCCCAAAUUUUUACAAGCGUCAGUUGGUUUCGGUGGCAGUUGUUUCCAAAAAGACCUACUAAAUUUAGUUUACAUAUGUGAAUGUUUAAAUAUUCCACAAGUAGCAGUUUAUUGGCAACAAGUACUGGACAUGAAUGAUUAUCAAAAAUCUAGAUUUUCAAAUAAAAUUAUAGAAUCAUUGUUUAAUACAGUCACUGGUAAAAGAAUAACUAUGUUUGGAUUUGCAUUUAAAAAAGACACAGGUGAUACACGGGAGUCGCCCGCAAUACACGUUGCUAAGACGUUACUUGAUGAAGGAGCAAAUCUUAAUAUUUAUGACCCGAAGGUGGAACCAGAGCAAAUAAAAAAAGAUCUCACGCAUCCUUACGUUACUGAUAAUCCAGAAAACGUAAUUAAGUCUAUUGAAAUUCACAAUGAUCCGUACACAGCUGCAGACUCGACACACGCUAUUGUAAUAUGCACCGAAUGGGACGAAUUUGUGAACUUGGAUUAUGAAAAAAUUUAUGAACGUAUGAUAAAACCAGCAUUUAUUUUUGAUGGGCGCAAGAUUCUGAACCAUGAAGUCUUGGCCACAAUUGGUUUUCAAGUUCAUACAAUUGGAAAACGUUAA